UACCUAAACAUAUAGAUGGGAAACUGGCGAAAACGUUUAGACAGGUCACGCUUCAGUGAGAAAGGGCAGAAUUUGUUUUUCGGCUUUCAAAAUAAGUUCAGUUAUCGCGGUUUACCGAUUUUGAUUAAUUACAACUGGACAGAGUAUAUUAUCGCGGUUUACUGAUUUUGAUUAAUUACAACUGGACAGAGUAUAUUAUCUAGGGGUAAUAUAUAUUAUUUAAAUUAAAAGUGGUAAAAUGAGUCACUGCUGCAUUUCUGAGUGCUCCUAUGACAAGAAGCGUAAAACACCGAAGCGUUCUCUUUUUAAAAUUUUACGCCCUGACAUUGCUAAAAUGCAAUAGAAAAAAAGCACCGUGAGGAACUGGUCCGGUGCAUCUUGUCUCUGCGGGAUCCUAAUCCAAAAAAGGGAGACAAGAUCAAAGACAUGUUGCAUAAGGAAACGUAUGCUUGUUAUAUUUUUUACAUUAUAUAUAAACACUGCUUCAAAAACUAAAAGUUACUUUUUCUACAUUUAACUAAGUUAUGUUUGUAUAAAGGUUUUCUGAUUUGAUUAUGUUAUCAUAAUCUAUGUUAAUAACUGUCAAUUCGUAAAAAUAUUGUUUUUCAAAUAUAUCUUAACUAGCCUAACUUGCUUUAUUUUUUCUCAUAUUAUGGUUAUUAUACAGGGCAUUUAUCUGUGAGGUGCAUUUUAGACCAGAAGACUUAACUGUUUAUCCUAGUCGGAAGUGUCUUAAAGCUGGUGUAGUUCCCUCUUUAAAUAUGCCAAAAAAGUCUUGUUUUGUUCCCAAGGUAAAAUAUAUGUUCCCAAGGUAAAAUAUAUGGUGUAAGUAGAUUUUCUACAGCUUCAGCUUCAUGAGUCUUCAGUUUUAAUAGAAUUCUAGGAAGCCAAAUACCACCAGCUCAUCAGUGUUAGUAAAUAAAUAAUGAUAAUGUAAUAUACAGCUCAGUUUUAAGGGUUAAACUAUAUUGUUUAGUACUAAAUUUCAGGCAGCGUAUAAACCAAGAGGAUUAAUUCACUUAAAAUCCUUGAAUAUAUCUAUUGUUCCAGAAAAUUCGAAAAGAACCAGUCCAAAGGCAGUUUCCUUCUCAGCCAGAACGUCACACUACUGUGGAAAAAUUAGAAAAAGAGUCUAAAAAAAAUUUCUCAGAAGGUUAUUGGUGCGAGAAACAGUGUCUAUUGUAGCCUCAAUGUUAUUUUGUGUGUUCCAGUUAACAUAGAUUUCUGUUCAGAAAGCAACUUAGCUUUCCAUAAAACAUGGUUCUUGAUUUUUUUUAUGCCUUUAUGCAGCAUUUGCAUUUCUAUGGACGUCACCAUCUCUUGGAUUGCUUUCAACGGAUGGCGGGUUGAUCCCAGUCUCCUUAGCCUGCCCGACAUCAAGACAUCUACUUUAAAUCAAUUUUUAGGUAGCCAGAUAAAUAUUUAAAGCUUGUAUGUUCCAUGCAUAUUAAUAUGUUUAGUUAUUUGUUUACAUGGUAGACGAGGUGAUGAAGUUCCAACUUUGUGGUGGCAUUGAGCAAAAGUACUCAACACGAAAUACAACUGUGCAUCACCUACAACACUGGGGCGGAAACUACAUUGUAACAAAAUCCAUCACCCGAGCACCGUUGUGUCAAGUAGCAAGUAAGUAAUAAAAGUUGAUCAUUUUACUUUAAUUUGAUUUCAAAUUGUCCCCAUUUUUGCUAGUCUUGUGUAAUACGCAAUGUUCAAGAUAUGAGUACAAGUCUAAGUGGAAUAAAAAAUAUUGUGAACAGAGGCGUGAACUUAAGGAGGAGGAUUUUGUUGAUGUAGAUGAGAGCUUACAUUCAGAUUUCAUGGAGCUUCUUGAUUCAGAAUCUGGAGAUAUAAAUGAGUGGCAGCAGAUGUUCUUCAGAGAGCAAAUUGUGAAUUCCAACAAAAAGUCUCCAUAUUCCCGUAGGUAUCAUCCUGAUGUUGUUCGGUGGGCAAUUGAGCUGUGCUCACGAUCUCCCUCAGCCUAUCAACAUCUGGUUACAACUGAUGUACUGAAGCUUCCAUCAUCUAGAACUCUUCAAAAAUUCCGACAACACGAAAUGGCUUGUACUCAUCCAAGCCUGGGGGUUCAAAAUAUUUCUGUAAAUCUGGAAGGGACUUACUGUGGACACACAUACGAAAUUUGCAUGAACUGGAGUCCAAAUCGGUUCUUCACAAAACACGUCUUUCCACUUCACAUAUGCAACUUAAUUCAUUUUCAAAGAUGAAUGUUUUUCUUGCCCGACAAACCCUCCGCUGGGAUGUUGGAAAAGCUUUGCAACAAGAUGUGAAGAAUUCUGAUGGAACUGCGGAAUUUGUUCUACUGAUGGAUAAGUAAUACUCGCUACACUUUUUUAUCAAGCAAUACAUUUUCUGAAUUACCUAUCCAUCUAGGUGGUUUGACGUUAUUACUUGUUCCGUAAAAAA
Molecule: messenger RNA, 2418 nt
Organism: Ciona intestinalis (vase tunicate)
Lineage: Eukaryota; Metazoa; Chordata; Ascidiacea; Phlebobranchia; Cionidae
Source: RefSeq, a predicted model, not a curated record